CUAAAUUGAAUUAACAAUUUACAAUAUGCUGAAUUAAACAGUGCUUGAACCUUCAGAGAGGCAAAAUAACAAAGAAAUUGUGGACUGUCAAAUAACAACAGUUUGUCAUUUCAUUUUGUCUGUCCGUCUCUCUGUCCUGUGGGAGUUGCUCAGUACUCUGGAUGAAUCCCUGUUCGCUAAGGUAUUAGCCCGUAGAAGACAGAUGUCGACUGCAGGCGCACAAAACUCUGCUCAACUCAUUCAAUCUCUCUCUCUCUCAAGUCAAACACCGGUUGAAGAAGGACUGUGAAGUUAAAAUUUGUCAGGCUUUCCGCUUUCCGCCGCUUAACGUUAACCGUAUACAGCCACAAGACGGCCCGUGCUAGACUUCACCCACCGCUGCCAGACACACGGCCUGCCGCGGGCGACUGGAGUGUACAUGGGGCUUUAUUAAUGAAACGCAUACUCGAAGGAGAGGAAAACACGUCUGGAUAAACUCAUGCACUGCUGUUUGGUGUUGCUGCUGUGAAACUUCUCUUCUUGGUUACAUGGUCCGAGUGUGAUCGCCUGGUGUUUGUUGGACGCGAGUAGUCUGGUCUCCAAAUUGUAGUCCUCAAAACGAAGUUCAGAUUUGACUCGCAACUCUUUGUUUCACACACUCUGUCCGGAGAACAUUUUUUUUCACCUCCCGAACUGGAAUACUCAACUUCGCGUGUGUUCAUCUUGGGUUUGCGUAAAACAGAGGGGGUUGCCUAAUCGUUUGUAUUUAAAAAAAAAAAAGUAAUCGCAUAAUCACUGUUUUAUUUUACACCUGUUGCCUUUUGGGUAUGCCGGCGGAGAAAAUAACUGUGGCUCAACUAAGGUGAACGGGAGUGCGGAGACCGAUAUCCCGGACGGAGAAGGGACGUGCGCGGCUUAUUUUGGAAUAGGCAGAUACACUUUUCUGUGCAACUUGUUGCGAAAUCAGUGAACGACAAACGAACUCCCGUGCCAAGUGUACUAACGGAGGGGGAAUUUGUAUAUUUUCCGGGGAUACUCCUACUUGUUUGAUCCGUUGUUCAUACAUUUGGUCUCUUAGCGAGGAUAAAGAAGACUGAACCGGACAGGUCCCGUUUUGGAAGUUCUGGAGAAAGUUUUGCAACGACGAACAUUCUAGGGGAAACUGUCUUAACCAUUCAAGGAUCUGCGGCAGACACUCAGGGAGUGGCACCUUCACCUCCUCUCCAGCGCCACCUCCUCUCCUCUUUGCCUCUACGACUGGACUUCCUGACAACUGUAAGCCUCAGUCAGGCCUGUCGGCUUCAUAAGGACCACUUUUCCGUUUGGUUAGGCCUAUUUAUCGGUGGCACAAGGGGGCAUGGAGACCAGCACCGGCCGGAGACGGUGGAACAGCGCCGGACAAUACCUACUGCUGGCGACUUCUCUCAUCGCCUGCAACUCGCAACUACCGGUGGACGCAAACUCCUGGUUGUCGUUAGCGAUGAACCCUAUCCAGAGACCGGAGAUGUACAUCAUUGGCGCCCAGCCUUUAUGCAGCCAGCUUACGGGUCUGUCGCAGGGGCAGAGGAAGCUGUGCCAGCUCUACCAGGACCACAUGGUUUACAUUGGCGAGGGAGCCAAGACGGGCAUAAAGGAGUGCCAGUACCAGUUCCGGCAGCGGCGGUGGAACUGCAGCACCGUGGAUAAUACUUCGGUGUUCGGACGCGUCAUGCAGAUAGGCAGCAGGGAGACAGCCUUCACCUAUGCCAUCAGUGCUGCAGGCGUGGUGAACGCGGUGAGCAGAGCGUGCCGGGAGGGAGAGCUCUCCACCUGCGGAUGCAGCCGCGCAGCUCGUCCCCGCGACCUGCCGAGGGAUUGGCUGUGGGGCGGCUGUGGCGACAACGUCAACUAUGGCUACCGUUUCGCCCGGGAGUUUGUGGACGCGCGGGAGCGAGAGAAGAACUAUCCUCGUGGCUCCGUAGAGCACGCUAGAACCCUGAUGAACCUGCAGAACAAUGAGGCUGGUAGACAGUCUGUUUAUAACCUGGCCAACGUGGCGUGCAAGUGUCACGGCGUCUCGGGCUCCUGCAGCCUGAAGACCUGCUGGUUACAGCUGGCUGACUUCCGGCGCGUCGGGGAGUUCCUCAAGGAGAAGUACGACAGCGCCGCGGCCAUGCGCGUCGGGCGCAAGGGCAAACUGGAGCAGGUGGACAAGCGCUUCAACGUUCCCACCCCGGAGGACCUGGUCUACACCGACCAGAGUCCAGACUACUGCCUGAAGAACGAGACGACCGGCUCCAUGGGCACCCAGGGCCGGCUCUGUAACAAGACGUCUGAGGGGAUGGACGGCUGCGAGCUGAUGUGCUGCGGGAGGGGCUACGACCAGUUCAAGACCUACAAGCACGAGAGGUGCCACUGCAAGUUCCACUGGUGCUGCUAUGUGAAGUGCAAGCGCUGCACGUCGCUGGUGGAUCAGUUUGUCUGCAAAUAGCAAGGAAGGGAAAGGGUUAGGGAUGAGUGGAUGGAUGAUGGAUGGAUGGAUGGAUGAUGGUUGAAUGGCUGGAUGGAUGGAUCUAUGGGUGAAUGGAUGGAUGAUGAAUGGAUGGACAUGUGUUAAUCGUGGGAAGGGAGGGGUUGGGGACUUGGAAAGGACACAGCCUGUGGGGGGAGUGAGGUUAGAUAACAAUCAAAAAUAAAUAAAUAAAACUAAAUGAAAUAUAUAAAUAAAUGAACAAAUGUGUUGAUAAUAAUUUAACGAGACUUUAAAUGACUCAAGCCACCUAAGGGAAGACCUGACUGACAAGCAGGCAAACACAAAACCAAGACUGCUGUUUUUUUGCUCUGCUCUUUCCGCUCUGCGAUUCGCUUCUUCUCCCUUCUACAACUGUCCACUGAUUGGUGGCUUGUGCUGACCAGGAAGUACGGUCACUAGUAUCUCUGUUGCCCGAUUUGCAGUGGGGGAGGGGGGUUUGACUCCUUUUUCGUUAGAGACUCUUUUCAGAGCAAAAGGUUAAGAGAAAGACUGAGAGUGGAAAAGUGAAUGUAAAAACGACAGAAGGAAAGAAAAGGCUGAGAAUGGAUAGACUUCAGUGAGAUGCAGCCAGUUUCUAUGGCCUCCUGUCCCUCCCCUCCACCUCCCCUGUCCUCCCCCUAUAAUCAUCACCCUGGCAGAGCUCUUAAAAACCACCACGCAAAGCCAAGGGACUGCUGACCUCACACAGGAACGACGGAGUUUGAAACUGUUGAACUUCCUGGUCAGGAACCAUGGAGCCAUGGAAUGUGUUCUACGGUUCUACCGAUAUUUAUGAUGUAGGAAGACGGCUUGUGACUUUGGGACAAAUAACAGAACUUUGUGUGCUCAUUGUAACCAAGACUCCAAGAAGGACAAGAGACACAGAAGUUGUGUUGAUUGAACAGGCGGGGACUCUGGGACAGUCACGUGUUCCGGUUUCAGAGUGAAGGCCGGGGACCGGCUCUUGACAUGAAAGAAACUCAUUGGGGACCAUGUCAUGAG
Molecule: messenger RNA, 3472 nt
Organism: Esox lucius (northern pike)
Lineage: Eukaryota; Metazoa; Chordata; Actinopteri; Esociformes; Esocidae
Gene: wnt5b
Product: wingless-type MMTV integration site family, member 5b
Exons: 6
Coding region: 1337-2449 (370 amino acids)
Biological process (GO): canonical Wnt signaling pathway; cell fate commitment; multicellular organism development
Cellular component (GO): extracellular region
Molecular function (GO): cytokine activity; frizzled binding
Source: RefSeq, a predicted model, not a curated record